This is a messenger RNA of Penicillium vulpinum, 1935 nucleotides long. RefSeq lists its product as uncharacterized. The record is from RefSeq and is a predicted model, not a curated record. Lineage: Eukaryota; Fungi; Ascomycota; Eurotiomycetes; Eurotiales; Aspergillaceae. The transcript is spliced from 3 exons. The coding region runs from base 1 to 1935 and encodes 644 amino acids.
AUGGCUACUACUAUUGCUACGGCACUAAACCAGUGCCUGAAGCAGUUGACAGAAUCAACCAGCUCAGGUGCACUCGCGCGAUAUGAAAAUGAAGUCUCUCAACGUCGAUGGUCAGAUGAAUUGGGUCGACUACGGAUUUGGGCUGGCAACAUUGGUGCUCAUCAAACCGGGCAGUCCUCGCUAGACCAUCGACUCCGUGAUGCUUCACAUCUGAAGAGCGAGACUGUGAAUAUUUUGCAGCGAAUGCUACGGGUGCUACAAAGCCUGACCGACGUGAUAAACGAACAAGAGGAAGAUGAGGUGCAAAUUGACGAUUCUUUCCUUGGCACCAGCGAUAUGGAAUUGGACGACGAGAACAACGAGACAGAUAUUCAAGUGUUAUACCAGAGUCUACGGAACAUUAUCAAUCUCCUGUUCCGGAUAUCCAUGGCCAUUCGUAGGCCUGCCGACCAUGACCGUCUACUGGGGGUAAAAAUCAAGAAUGCUUCGUUCUUUGAACCAUGGGCCCAACAACACGUUUCUCACAAAUUUCCGCACGCCGAUGAAAACACGACUCAACGUCUUAGCGCUGCUAUGGCAAGACAAAAAGCAGUUUUAAAAUAUUUUGAGCGGCACAAAGCAAAGCUUAGCAAAGGACUAGCUUCCACAGGGGAAACAGAGUCCAACUAUCUUUCAGAAACAGUGGCAACGGAGAUGGCACUGGCUGAUGACAUGGACCAGCUCCAGUUCCUCGAAACACACUCCACAUCGGGUGUUUCCCAAACAUCAUACGCCCCCAGCAUGUUUACCGCAAAUGAAUCGCUGUCCAUCCCUAAUGCACCAAAGGAAUCCGCGGAUAAUAACCCAUUUGAAUGUCCAUACUGUUGUCUUAUGAUCACAAUCAGGAAUACUCAAGACUGGGCCCGUCACAUCUUCCGAGACUUGAUGCCAUAUGUCUGCUUAUCACCUGAAUGCAUUACCCCAUCAAAGCUCUACGGCAGUCGUCGGCAGUGGUAUCAGCAUAUUUGCGAAGCUCAUUCCACGCCGAAGAGUCCGCAGGGUGGUUUAAAUUGUCCUCUGUGUCAUGUAAAUAUCCAACCACCACUGACAUUUGAGCGGCAUGUUGGAAAUCAUAUGGAGCAAUUAGCGCUAUUUUUUCUCCCCCGUAUCGAUCCAAAGGAAGACGCUGAAUCGGAAGCUGAAUCGGAACCUAUGGUUUCGGAACUUGCCGAAUAUAUUAGUGGUCCUGGUAGCGACUCGGACGAAGUAGAAUCCCCGAAUGAUUCUGACCAUCCUUUCACUCAUACUGCGGCUGAGGACCCUAGACCUGACAGAAGUCAUGAUGGGCAAAGUGAGUCCUUCAUAACGACCGGAGCAACCGGUCACGAGGAGCGAGUCGAGAACGACCUCUGCAAGAGUGGACUGAGUCGCAACAGUAAUUCAGAUGCAGACACAUCUGACGAAGCUCUUCGAAAUUACCGCAGUAAAAGUCGUCAGCAUGGCGAGCGUCGCGAUCGUCAUAAGCGUCGUGUGGCGCAGACUCGCAAAGUGGAUGGUUCAGAUAUUACCUCACUGCAUACCGACGAACAGCCUCUGCAAGGUUUGCAGCCUAGCCCUUCUCCAAAAGAUACAACCUAUCCAAGAUUGAGUGAGAGCGAUAAGCGUAUUUUGAAGGCUCAGCAGAGUGAUUUCUCAGAGGAUCCCAAGCCAGUUCGAGAGGGCGUUGCACCUCUCAAGCAAGGAGACCCAGCCGGCAUCCCUCCGGGAGCACGGUGGACAAAGGUUGAUCGACGGCUCGUCAAUCCUGAAGCCUUAGAGGCUGGAAAUGAACGCUUUGAAGAGAGCUCAGACUACGUGAUGAUUCUGCGAGUUCUGACCAAAGAGGAGAUUUUAGCUUACGCUACAAAAACACAAGAAAUUCGUGGUAUGUCUUUGCUAUCCUACCCAUGUUUCUGA